GCAAGCGUAAUGCCACAUCCUUAGUUCGCAUGGUCCUAAAGCACACCUUUGCAGGGUUUAUUUUCGCCCAAUUAUUCGACCUAUCAAAAGGUUCGGGGCUGGACCAAAAACAUUCAGGGCUGCUGCCCGGGAAGGCUACCCCUAACAACGCAGAUGGCUUGGUUAUACUCCACUUGCUCAGGAAGUGUCUACUGAUCCACAUCGGAAUGAAACCUGCUAGUCUCCACUGUCCGCUCCGGUGGAGAGAAGACAAAAAACGAUUAAAGAUUGGAAUCAUUGGAGGCUCUGGCCUUGAUGACCCAGACAUAUUGGAGGGAAGGACCGAGAAAUAUGUUGACACACCUUAUGGAAAGCCUUCAGAUGCCCUUGUAAUAGGGAAGAUCAAAAAUGUUGAAUGUGUGCUACUUGCAAGGCAUGGGAGACAGCACACCAUCAUGCCAACAAACGUCAACUACCAGGCUAACAUCUGGGCGUUGCGAGAGGAGGGCUGCACACAUCUCCUGGCCACCACAGCCUGUGGUUCCCUCCGGGAAGAGAUCCAACCAGGAGACAUCGUCAUCAUCGACCAGUUCAUAGACCGGACAACAAAGAGAGCCCAGACGCUGUACGACGGGAGGCCCACCAGUCCCCCAGGCGUGUCUCACAUCCCCAUGGCUGAGCCCUUCUGCACCCGGACCAGGGAGGUGCUGCUGGAGGUGGCGCGGGGCCUGGGGGUGAAGUGCCACCCGCAGGGUACGGUGCUCACCAUCGAGGGCCCUCGCUUCUCAUCGCGCGCCGAGAGCCUGAUGUUCCGCCAGUGGGGCGCCGACGUCAUUAACAUGACCAGCGUGCCCGAGGUGGUCCUCGCCAAGGAGGCGGGUCUUUGCUACGCCAGCAUCGCCAUGGCCACCGACUACGACUGCUGGAAGGAGCAUGAGGAGGCGGUGAGAAAGUUAGUAGACAGGACAGGGAAGACAGGAGGAGAGCGUGUCAAACACGCAGUGGGACGGAUGCGCAUCGACACCCACGCCGGCAGUGGCGUGGAACCUCUAGACAGCAACCCAGUUCUUGCAGCUGACCUCCUGGCCGCCUCCCCCUCCUUCCCCUCCUGUUGCACACCCUCUCGCCACAUCCUUCCGGCUGCUCUACACCCUCCCUCCCUGGCUCCCGCCCUCCUCGCUGUGAGCGUGCCAGCCUCCGCUGUGAGCCUGCCAGCCUCCGGUGUGAAUCCUGCCAGCAGAGGUGGAGUCACCGGUGUGCGUCGACAAGCGUCUGAAGACCAUGAAGGAGAAUACCAACAUAAGGCCAGCAGUAUCCUGCUCACUGUAUUCCCCCUGAUCUGCACCCAGGAGGACUGGACCCACCCCAUAAAGGCUCUGAAGAUGCUGAUUCUCACUGAGUGCGGACACCUGGCUCUGAACCCAAUGAGCCAUAAUGUGAAGGCCCUUAGUCUUACAUUCUCUUCACUAUUCAUCCCUCAGCGACACUUCCAGUCAAUGAGAGUGGGACUGCAAUUUGGCGAUGCUAAACAGAAAUUCCAGUAUGGCACAUGA
Coregonus clupeaformis (lake whitefish) is the source of this 1532-nucleotide messenger RNA. RefSeq names its product S-methyl-5'-thioadenosine phosphorylase-like. Gene Ontology annotation, molecular function: S-methyl-5-thioadenosine phosphorylase activity. NCBI's taxonomy places the organism in Eukaryota, Metazoa, Chordata, Actinopteri, Salmoniformes, Salmonidae. Gene Ontology annotation, cellular component: cytosol. Gene Ontology annotation, biological process: nucleoside metabolic process. Bases 30 to 1532 code for a protein of 500 amino acids. The record is from RefSeq and is a predicted model, not a curated record. The transcript has 11 exons.